This is a messenger RNA of Arvicola amphibius (Eurasian water vole), 2283 nucleotides long. It is a transcript of the gene Map7d2, whose product is annotated as MAP7 domain containing 2. Lineage: Eukaryota; Metazoa; Chordata; Mammalia; Rodentia; Cricetidae. Gene Ontology annotation, biological process: microtubule cytoskeleton organization. The record is from RefSeq and is a predicted model, not a curated record. The coding region runs from base 64 to 2283 and encodes 739 amino acids. The transcript is spliced from 16 exons. Gene Ontology annotation, cellular component: microtubule cytoskeleton.
AACGGAGCCGGAGCCCCCUCGGAAGGGGUGCCGAAGGGCACCUCGCUGCAGCCCGCCAAGUCCAUGGAAGCGAGCGCAGGGCGAGCCUCCCAGCCCACCCCUCGGCAGCCAGGCAUGGAUGGAUUUUUAAAAUCAGAUGAGAGACAAAGAUUAGCCAAAGAGAGACGAGAAGAAAGAGAAAAAUGUCUGGCUGCCAGGGAACAGCAGAUCUUAGAGAAACAGAAAAGAGCCAAACUUCAGUAUGAGAAACAAAUUGAGGAGAGAUGGAGAAAACUUGAGGAGCAGCGUCAGCGAGAGGACCAGAAGAGGGCUGCAGUGGAAGAGAAGAGGAAGCAGAAGCUCCGAGAAGAAGAGGAACGUUUGGAAGCAAUGAUGCGCCGGUCCCUGGAGCGUACACAGCAGCUAGAGUUGAAGAAGAAGUGUUCAUGGGCAGGAUCACUGGCCUCAGGGCCUGGAGGACGCGAUGGUGAAUCAGAAAAUACCCCACCCCUUCCUCUAACUUUAGCAGCCAGCACCCUCCCUUCGGACACAGGGACCACUACAGCUGCUGCCGAGUCCAUCAACGCAUGUGACAAACUUUCAACAUCAACCAUGAAUUUGCCAAAGCAGACGGAGCCUCCUAUGAGUAAACGCCUGUCUUCAUCCACCGUGGCAAUAUCUUAUUCCCCAGACCGAGCUCUUGGCAGCCCUCUCAAAUCUUCAUACAAGUCCUCUCCAACCCGGACCACCGAGAGGAAGAAGGGUACACCUUCAUCUGGCGUGGGAGAUGCUGGGAAGGGAGCCAUGGCAGGAGCAGAGCCAUCUCAGAUGGAGAAAGUGAAGAAGGGACGAGUGACAACUUCUGUUUCCACUGGAGGUCUUGGGUCCCCACUGAGAAGAUGUGAGCCUCCUGAAGACAUUCCUAAGAGGUCAUCUUCUCCUGUGAAAUCUAAGACAACUUCAAAAGCAUAUCCACAGUCUCCAAAGAGAAGUGAAGUCUCCAAAGUGAAGCCCCCAUAUAUAGGGUCUCCUGUGAAGUAUCGCUUUCCUCCCAUUCCCAGUGAAGGAGCACUCAAGAAGAAGGCAGAGAAGGAGAAGAGCAAUAAGGAAAAGGAAGGCACCACUGGUCAGCAGACCACUGUCGUACCCAAAGAAGAAACUCUAGAGAAGCACAUGGUUGACAAACCUGUCACUGAGAAGAGCGUGUUUGACAAACCUGUCACUGAGAAGUAUGUAGCUGAUAAGCAUGCCACCGAGAAGCAUUCUGCCACAGGAGGGAAGAGUGAGCACAGUGCAGGAAAACCCACAGCAGGCACCACUGAUGCAGAGGAGGCUGCAAAAAUUCUAGCUGAAAAGAGACGUCAGGCUCGGUUACAGAAGGAACAAGAGGAGCAAGAACGGUUCAUGAAGGAAGAACAAGAGAGGCUGGAAAAAGAGGAAUUGAAAAGAAAGGCAGAAGAGGAAAGGCUGCGCCUAGAAGCCCGUAAGCAAGAAGAAGAAAAGAAGCAACAGGAAGAAGAGAAAAGAAAGGCAGGAGAGAAGGCAAAACAGAAGGCUGAGGAGGAGCUGUUGUCAAAAGAGAAACAAGAAAAGGAAAAACAAGAAAAAGCCAUCAUUGAAAAGCAGAAAGAAACAGCAGAAGCUAAGGCACAGGAAGCGGUUAAACAGAUGCGUUUAGAAAGAGAACAGAUCAUGCUGCAGAUUGAGCAGGAGCGACUGGAGAGGAAGAAGAGAAUAGAUGAAAUCAUGAAGAGAACAAGGAAGAGUGACGCGUCUCUAGAAGUGAAGAAGGAAGACCCCAAAGUGGAGAUUCAGCCUGUGGUAGAUGUGGAAAAUAAGACAAGACCAGUUGUCCCCAACAAAAUAGAAAUCAAUGGAUUGAACACCUGUCAGGAAGUAAAUGGCUCAGAGCAUGCUGCUCCAGAAACCUUUCCCCAAGACAUUUUCUCUAAUGAUCUUAAACCAGUUGGGGCACCUGUUCAUCUGGAGGGCCUGGAUGGGAAAUCCAACAGUCUGGAUGAUUCAACUGAAGAAGUUCAAUCUAUGGAUGUGAGUCCUGUUUCCAAAGAAGAGCUUAUAUCCAUCCCAGAAUUUUCACCAGUGAGUGAAAUGAUUCCUGGAAUGUCUCUGGACCAAAAUGGAACUGGUAAUGCCCGGGCACUUCAAGAUAUCUUAGAUUUUACUGGCCCGCCUACAUUCCCCAAGAAAUCCAGUGAAAAUCUUAGCCUUGAUGACUGUAACAAAAACCUCAUCGAAGGAUUUAACAGUCCUGGGCAAGAAACUACUCUGAACACCUUCUGUUGA